Molecule: messenger RNA, 4480 nt
Organism: Clarias gariepinus (North African catfish)
Lineage: Eukaryota; Metazoa; Chordata; Actinopteri; Siluriformes; Clariidae
Gene: ripor3
Product: RIPOR family member 3
Exons: 24
Coding region: 147-2924 (925 amino acids)
Source: RefSeq, a predicted model, not a curated record
UGCACACACAGACACACAGUACUGCAGAGAUGAACAUAGACAUGUCUCUUUACUUUCAGAGGUAACUUUGGUCUGGAAUAGGAGACUUUGAGCCUGUCUCGUUGUCAGAAGAAUCUUGAUCCCAGUCCCUAGAAAGUGGUCAGAGGAUGUCAGUGAAAUUGCAAUUCAGUUGUCCAGCAGAAGGUGGCAUGGUGCAGAGGAGUCGCUCCUUCACUGGAGUUAACAGUCUCUCUGUCAGACAUAGGCUAUCUUCUACUCGCACUUCUCUGCGCACCAAAGGCCUGGAAGGAAGAUCAAUAAGAAUCCCCACUUUUAUUCAGGGUGAUGGCAGUAUUCGGGGACAACAGCCUGAGCAGGUGGACAAAGUUUUUCAGGCUUUACAGAAGGGGCUCAAGGAGUCUCUUGAAGGCCACAAGACAAAGCUGGAUUUCCUCUCAUCCCAGCAAACAGACACUGUAAAGACUUCAAGACUGGCUUUUUUCUAUGACUUAGAGAAGGAAAUAAAAUCCUUGGAAAGAUACAUACGGCGACUGGAGUUCCAAAUUAGCAAGGUAGAAGGGCUGUAUGAGACUUAUUGUAUCCAGUGGCGAUUAUGCCAAGGAGCUGUUAAUAUGAAGCGAGCCUUUUCACUCUCUCCCUCCUCACGGGCAUCACAAGAAAGUCUGCUGGAGUUGACCCGCAAUCACAGACACAGCUUGGAGGAUUUGUGUGCAAUGGAAGGGGAGUUGGCGAUUUUACUGGGAAAACUGCAAAUAAAAAUGAAAGGUUUGACAGGCUUUGCUCGACUUUGUCCAGGGGAUCAGUAUGAGGUGUUAAUCCGUCUGGGGCGACAGAGGUGGAGAAUCAAAGGGCAGAUCCAGGCUGAUGACAAACAACUGUGGGAUGAAGAGGAAAAAGUUUUCCUCCCUCGUAUCCAUGAGAGCUUUGAGAUCAAGGUAUCAGAGGUGAAGGGCCUCAGCUCCAGCUUAGUUGGAAUGGUGACAUGUAAGUGCACAGACUUUUACACUCCACAAAUGAUAGUUGUUGACAUUACAGAACUGGGAACCAUCAAACUCCAACUGGAGGUGGACUGGAGUCCAUUUGACAGUGACGUGAUUAAGAAUCUUAUGUCAUCAACCAGUCGACAUUAUUCCCAAAGCAGGAAAAGACCGGCACUCUCUCCAUUUGUCUAUGAAACGGCCAGUCCUCCUCCAAUCUUCCCUGACCUUUCCAUGGAUUGUGAUUCAAUGGAUAAUGUGGAUAACCUUUUACAGACACCCCUUAGAGAGGGUGAUAAAAGUGGUGCUUGCCCUUCAGAGCCUGAGACCAGCCCUUCUAGUUCAGGGUAUAAGCAAGACACCAUACGUAUCUAUCAGAGUUGUAGCACUCCUGACAUUCUUAAACGAAAUGGUGUGGUGGCCACCAACCAAGAAUUGGAACCAAUGAAGCUGAAAAAAACUACUGAUGACCUGAUGGUACAGGAGUUAGAAGAAGGAGUUGAGGAAAAGCCAAAGAUCUCUGCAAUGGCUAUAAGGAAUUCCCAAAAAAGAGCAAUGGCCAUGAGAGUUGGCUUGGCACAAGCACAGGUUACUGCUACCUUGCAGGAGAUGAGUUUUGACAAGAGAGAAUUAAAACACCUGAAUCUACAAAUACAUCAGCUUUACCAGGUUUUAAAGACGGACAUCUACAAUCUUCAGACGUGUUCUAGUGAGGCACUAGAUGUAGAGGAAGAAGAAGUGCUGGGCAGUUUUGACUUUCUUUCCAUUGACUUCAACACAGAAGACAACAACUCCUGCAAGAGUAGCAGCAGGCUCAUGGACACUAGGUUGAAAGAGAACAACAUGACAAGUCGACCGGGGAUGUCAGAAGAUACAGUAGUGUCAUCAGAAGGGCAACAUCCAGGGCAAAUUGCAAAAAGAACAGACUGUGAGAACCGAUAUCUACUCAGCACUGGGGAGUACACUCUGGAUCAAGCCUUGGAGAUCCACCUCAACAUCUGUAUUGCACUGCUGAGAGCACUGAGGGUGACUAAUUUGGACUACAUGCAACAGUAUAUCCUGGAAGAACUAUCAUGUCAAACUUCUGUGCUUGAAAAAAUCACCUUUUUUACACAGAGGAAAACUUAUGAUAUCUCAGCAACAGAAUUGUGGUCUGGGGCACCAAAGUUGAGAAAUCUCACGAUGUUGUGGAGCGAGUGCUGUGGAAACACCCCAGCAUUUUGUUGCACUGCCGACUCAUUUCUCAGAAUGCUACGCAGACGGUUCAUUCAUAAAGUGAGAGCCAAGUUGCCAGGCCAAGCUGAUAAAGUCUUUGCUCACUUGGUGCAGCAGGUCCAGGCUUGCUCUAUGAUGGUUCCACUGGCACCGUGCACAAGGGAUCUAGUGUCUUUGUUUCAGUUACUUGUCUACCUCACCAACUGGAAGAUCACCAACUUUGGAGAGCAUAUCUCUCACAUGUCCAAAGAAGUGUAUUUAUUAUCAUGUCUGGAGAGCCCAAAGAGGAGAAGAGUUCUAAAGAAACUGAAGAGAAGGAGGAUUUCAGAACUGCAGCCAAUGAGUCAAACCCUCCAGCACCUCGCCAGGUUGCUUACAGAAGAUAGUCAAAAGGUUGUGGUUUCAGCAAACUCGUGUAUUAGUAGGGCUUCAGCGAAUAAGUCCUUUAGAUUAAAGGCCCUGGUUCACUAUACAUGGCUGUUAAAAGACAAUGACAUUCAAGUGCAAAAGCAGGCGUGUUUAGCGCUGAAAUGCUUAAAGGCCCUUGAGAGUGCGGAGCAGGUGGCUGAGCUGUGGCACUCCACAGACGAAGACUUAAGGAAUGCAGCCAGAGAGACCAUUCUGUCAUUCGGGAAAAAGGGCCACAAAGCCUUCCAGAGGAUGGAGCAGAUCUCUGCUGAAUUACAAGAGGAAAGUUAUAAAAACCUAAAAACUGAAAUCACAAUCUUGUAGUGAUUGCACAUUUUUUGUAGUAAUUACACUAAUUCAUUUAUUGCUGAUCAGAAGACAUUAAGAGGUUUAAGAAAUUAGGGGGGAAAAAAGACAAUCCAGCAAUAUCCAACAGUAGGACUUGUUUCUUUAGUUCCUUUUUAAAAAAAAAAAAAACAUUGAACAUAUAAAUGAGUGUAAUAUAAUUUAUUUAACAAACAUAAUAAUAGUGUCAAUCAUUGUAAAUAAGGUAUUAAAAAAACACGUUUCUGGACAGCGUCAGUGUCCAGACAUUAACAUGCAUUCCACAAUUACAGCCCCAGGGAAUAAAACUGCAUCACGUAAAAGCCUCAGUCGGAACAGUCUGACGCGAUCCAGCCAGCCUGUCUAAAUGAAUUUUCAAUCAGAAUAAGAGAAGUGGUGUAAACCUUUAAUAAUCCAUUUAGUAGGGAAACACAUAUAUGUCUGCUCUGUCCUCAUGGACAGCAAGUUAAAACAAAAAGGCAAACGUGAAAUUCUAUGUGAAACUGGGCAAAUCUGGCACAGAGACAUUUGACAUUACUCAGCAAGUUUACAGCGAUGCUGCAAUGAGUCGUUCGAGGUGUUUUAAGUGGCACACGUGCUUCAAGAGCAGAAGAACAUCACUGGCAGACAACAAGAGAUCAGGAAGAUCAUCGACAAGCUCAACUACCAAAAAUGUGGAAACCAUUCGGCAUUGCAUCGAAGAACUCUGUCAGCGUGCUGUGGAUGAAACUUGAGUGCAUGGUGUAUGACCCUGAGACAAAGCAACACCCUUCACAGUAGAAGAGCCCAUCAUCUCCGCUACCCACUGCACCAGCUAAAACACACUAAUCACUGCAAUCAAAUCUUAAGUACAAUAUUUGUGUGUUUAGAUCCAUGUUGUGAGUUUUAUGGUUGAGCGGUGUACAUAUUUUUUGUAAUUAGUAAUUAUUAGUAGUAAUUUAAGUAUUUUUCUUUUUAUUCUUUACACAAAGAUAAAAUACAUGAUAAAUAAAUUUGGUAGGAUGUAUCAUACUUGUAUGUUUAUUUCAAUACCAACCUUUUGCAAAAAAAUAAAAAAUAAAAAUUAAAUGUUAUUACUUCAUGGAGUCACUCUUGUAUAGCCCCCCAAUUUUUUUCUUCUUUGUAAUUAACAUACGACCAGAAUUACAGUACAUACGCCAAUAUAAUACGCUGAUUAUUAUAUAUGGUUCCACUGGGCUCUUCUAUGCGAUCGGACCAGAAGUUGUUUAGGUUACCGGGAGAUGAUGUUAAUGUUUUGGCUGAUUGGUGUAGGCACGCACGCACGCGCACACACACACACUAACUAAAGGAAGAAUUUGAUAUGUCUACGUUUUCAGUUUGCUAGACAUGCUAAUCUCUAAACAAAUUCUGAUCCUUUUAACUCAGGUCCAUAUGGACAGCGACAGGGUGUGCAUUUACAUGGAUUCAACUAAUACUCACAAUAUUAGCCCUGUGGAAUAAAACUGCAUCAUGUAAAAGUCUUAGUCGGAACAGUCUGACCCGAUCCAGCCUGAUCUAAGUUAAUUUUCAAUUAGGAUGAGAGAAGUGGUGUAUAA